GAAAAAGUAGGCGUCAGUCAAUCCAAUCAGACAGUUUUUUGUUAUUCUGCUCAGUUUGUUCAGCGGAUAACUAGAAGCUACUCGUUUUACAAAUCUCCUCAAAAGAACCCAAACAAUCUACAGUAAAAUGUGUGACGAAGAGGUUGCAGCUUUGGUGAUCGACAACGGAUCGGGGAUGUGCAAAGCUGGUUUUGCCGGGGAUGAUGCACCGCGUGCCGUGUUCCCAUCGAUUGUGGGUCGUCCACGUCACCAGGGCGUGAUGGUCGGAAUGGGCCAGAAGGACUCCUAUGUGGGUGAUGAGGCACAGAGCAAGCGCGGCAUCCUCACAUUGAAGUACCCCAUCGAGCACGGGAUCGUGACCAAUUGGGACGACAUGGAGAAGAUCUGGCAUCAUACUUUUUACAAUGAGCUGCGCGUCGCCCCCGAGGAGCACCCCGUGCUGCUGACCGAGGCUCCGCUAAAUCCCAAGGCCAAUCGCGAGAAGAUGACCCAGAUCAUGUUCGAGACGUUCAACACACCGGCCAUGUAUGUGGCCAUCCAGGCUGUCCUUUCACUGUACGCCUCCGGACGUACCACAGGCAUUGUUUUGGACUCCGGUGACGGGGUCACCCACACAGUUCCCAUCUACGAGGGCUAUGCCCUGCCACACGCCAUCUUGCGUUUGGAUCUGGCCGGUCGCGACUUGACCGACUAUCUGAUGAAGAUCUUGACGGAGCGCGGCUACUCCUUCACCACCACCGCAGAGCGAGAAAUUGUGCGCGACAUUAAGGAGAAGCUAUGCUACGUUGGACUGGACUUUGAGCAGGAGAUGGCCACGGCCGCAUCCAGCUCGUCAUUGGAGAAGUCAUACGAGCUGCCCGAUGGACAGGUCAUUACCAUUGGCAACGAACGCUUCCGCUGCCCCGAGUCGCUCUUCCAGCCCUCUUUCCUGGGCAUGGAGGCCUGCGGCAUCCAUGAGACUACUUACAAUUCGAUCAUGAAGUGUGACGUCGACAUCCGCAAGGAUCUCUACUCCAACACCGUGCUGUCCGGCGGCACCACCAUGUAUCCGGGGAUUGCUGAUCGAAUGCAGAAGGAGAUUACCGCACUGGCUCCGUCCACCAUGAAGAUUAAGAUUGUGGCUCCGCCGGAGCGCAAGUAUUCCGUCUGGAUCGGGGGCUCCAUCCUGGCCUCGUUGUCCACUUUCCAGCAGAUGUGGAUUUCGAAGCAGGAGUACGAUGAGUCCGGCCCGUCCAUUGUCCACCGCAAGUGCUUCUAGACAUUAACGUAUUACACAUUUACACCGGGAGCAAGCGCAGAACCCUACCGCAUUUCCGGAAGAAUACAUUCCAUCUACUUUUUUACACUAUUGUACCCGUAAACCACAAUGUGUUCUAAUCAAAAUUCCAGUUCAUAUGUACAAUGGCCUCUAUAAAAUUGAAUCACAUCCGGCAUUACCAUUACUCCAAUGCAUUCCUACACAUGAAAUAACUGCUACUGAAGAAUAAAGCGAAACAAAAAUGAAAAAA
Molecule: messenger RNA, 1508 nt
Organism: Drosophila rhopaloa
Lineage: Eukaryota; Metazoa; Arthropoda; Insecta; Diptera; Drosophilidae
Product: actin-42A-like
Exons: 1
Coding region: 128-1258 (376 amino acids)
Biological process (GO): mitotic cytokinesis
Source: RefSeq, a predicted model, not a curated record